Daphnia magna is the source of this 2796-nucleotide messenger RNA. RefSeq lists its product as uncharacterized. NCBI's taxonomy places the organism in Eukaryota, Metazoa, Arthropoda, Branchiopoda, Diplostraca, Daphniidae. The record is from RefSeq and is a predicted model, not a curated record.
ACGCACUGCCAUAAAAAAAAAAAAGGAAAGGCUCUGUGACGGCCAGAGAGCAGUUCAACAUGGCCCUUACACUCUUCAAAAAGAUGGCUCAAACAAUGAGUUGUCCCUUCAACAGAUUUCAAAAAAAAAUCCAAAUACUAUUGGACAUCCACGAUUUAAUUAGAAAGAAUCAACCAAUUAGGUUAUCUACAACAGACGUGUGCCAAGUUGAAGUGAGGGUCGUUAAGUCAGGGGAAAUCAAUACCACCACAUCUGUUACUCAUCAUCUUAAGAGUAACGAGGACGCUAAGUGUCCGGGGGUUUCACCGCAUCCAUGGAAAUCCCUUCGAAUUUCACGGGUCACGGAAAAACGAGGAAUACCAAAAGGCCAAUACAAAAGUCUUUUCAGCGGAUUUCAUAGCAGGAGACGUGGAUUUGCGACGAAGCAAGUACGCAAUGGGGAAAACGAAAAACCUGGUAAACGAUUAGGAACAGAUGACAAUGACAAGUAUGGAGUAAUGAGCAACGAAAUGGAAGAGAUGAUGAUUUUUGCUGAAGAGGGAAAAUAUGUGCAGGAUCUUAAUAUUCCGAAGUAUGGAGUAAUGAGCAACGAAAUGGAAGAGAUGAUGAUUUUGGCUGAAGAGGAAAAAUAUGUGCACGAUAUUAAUAUUCCGGUCGGUUUGUCACCAAAAUUUGUCUGGUCAUCACCGAAACGUGAACCCGUUGAUUGUCAACAUCUGGCCUCAAAAUUGCAUAAUUCGAUGGCUUCACCUUCAGGCUCCAAGUUUGCGGUAAAUCAACACGGUAUACCUAGAAAAGUCGAGGUAACUAUGGACGGUCCCAGCACAUCAACAUCCGCCGAUGUUCUACUUGUCGACGAAAUGGACAUGUCUAUCACAGCUGUAGUCGCCAAUGAUUCUGUAGAGUUUGUGCCUUCGACUAGUCGCUGUGUCCGAAAACAAUGGGACAGGAAACCCGAAUAUAGGGCAGAAAUGAUUGGCAAAGCCUAUCAACAUUUUUUGAAACAAAAAGCUGAGAAACAGUUGAUUGAAGAGAAGAAAAAGAUAGAAGAGGAAAAAGAGAAGGAAAUGGAAAAGCAGCAGGAAGAGACAUUUAGAAGGAGUGAUAAUGAGUCUCGAGAAAAUAUGCCCGAUGAAGAAGCAGUCGGUGCACCUCUGCCAGGCCGUUCCAUUAUCGAGGUGCCUUCGCGGAGCCAUUGCGCUUCGCGGGUAGUCGUCGAUGGCGCUAUGAUAAGGGUUCCCAGCCAACGUCAAACCGCUAAAGCGGAGCAUUCCAUUUAUGAUCACAACGACGUUCACAUCAACGACGAUCCGAUGGUGCAGGAAGAUGAGGCGGAUGAAUCGGAUUCAGAGGAGACGACGGUUAAGUGGUCAGUUCACCAAACUGCCCUAUUGCUUGACACAUUUCAGCAAUUCAAGCCACAAUUGGAUCAGCCAUACACCAAAAAGCUAAAAAUAUGGCAAAAGGGAAAUGAAACCAUACCUGAUGAAGUAUAUGAGGGUGAAGGCGAUGAGAGUAUCCUGACCAACCAAAACGAGAUUCUACUUUGGAAGAAGAAAGAUUGCUUUGCUAGAUUGCUAAUUUUCAACAGCAACGAUGAGACAAGACAGAAAGCUCUCUUCAAUUGCAAAACCUCUUGCGAGAUGUGGAACAGAUUAACUACACAAUACUUACAGAGAGCCGCAGACAACAAACACCUGUUACACAGGGAAUUCAUCAAUCUAAGUUAUGUAGACGGAGAGGAUAUUAUGAUACAUGUGACUGCUGUGGAAUCCAUGGCAGCACAACUGAAUGAUUUGGGAGUUGGAAUAACUGAUCAUGCCGUCAUGACCAAGAUCCUUUGUAGUUUGCCAUCGAGAUUCGACCACUUGGUAUCCUCCUGGGACAGCAUGGGAGAGAACGACAAAACGAUUGAAGCACUCAGAGGUAGACUGGUCACGGAAGAAAGAAAAAUAAAUCUUAGAGCUGCUCAAACAGCUAUCCCCACCGAAGGAUCUAAUCAACCUUCUACAUCAGGAGGAAGCGGACCCAAUGCCGCGUUCUUUGGACAAGGAAACUCUAGCACAAACACCAAUGCCCCACGUCAUAGCGGGAAUUUUGGUCGAGGUCGAAGAGGUGGUGGUAGCCAUAGCCACAGCAGAUCAAGAGAACAAAUCGCAAGAGACAGCGCUCAGUGCACAUAUUGCGGUAAACGCCGACAUUACGCAUUCGAAUGCAGAAUAUGAAUAGCAGACGAAGGAGAAAAACAACCUAAUGGUGGUAAGAAAGGCAACUAUACACACUCUAAUGGUCCAUCCAACGGCCAGAACGACUUCUCCCUCGUAUCCACGGCAUGUCUCAAAGCAAGUGAGCCCAAAAUAUUUUAUCUCGACUCUGGAGCAACGGAACACAUGACCGACCAACUAUCAAACUUCGCCAACUUACGAAACAUUGAACCUGGCACCUGGGCAAUUGAAGGUAUUGGAGGAACAAAUUUUUUUGCUCAUGGUAUCGGAGACAUUCUUGUAGAUAUAACUGUGAACGGUGAGAAACAAUCAGGAAUAAUCAAAGAUGUACUGUACGUCCCCGGAUUAUCAGUCAAUCUAAUUUCAAUUGCCUGUGUGACAGAGAAUGGGUACAAUGUCACAUUCAUCAACGACACAGCAAACGUAACCAAAGAUGGCAAGAUCAUCAUGGUCGGGACAAGAAUAGGAAAGACGCUGUAUCGACUCGAUAUCUCCACAGACCAUCAGAUGACAAAGAGCAUGGCUGCUAGUUCGAGCACAGCAUCUAUCGACACUUGGCACGAAAGACUCG